Messenger RNA from Diorhabda carinulata, 2398 nucleotides. RefSeq names its product ABC transporter G family member 20-like. Gene Ontology annotation, molecular function: ATP hydrolysis activity; ABC-type transporter activity; ATP binding. The transcript is spliced from 13 exons. NCBI's taxonomy places the organism in Eukaryota, Metazoa, Arthropoda, Insecta, Coleoptera, Chrysomelidae. The coding region runs from base 146 to 2260 and encodes 704 amino acids. Gene Ontology annotation, cellular component: membrane. The record is from RefSeq and is a predicted model, not a curated record.
AAAUCGCAAAAAAAUAUAAAUUGUUAGUACAAAAGUGUAGCUAAUAACAUUUAAAUGUGAACAAAUCGAAACCUUGUGUUAAAUUUUUUUCACUAAAAUCGACUAGUUUCUCUCUCUAAUAUUUCAAUUUAUUUUUAAGCUAAAUAUGUAUGAUCAUCUGGCUGUGUGCAUCAAGGAAGUAGAAAAGUCGUACGGACCCCAUAAAAUUUUAAACAAGCUUUGUUUAAAUGUGGAAAGGGGGAGUAUAUAUGGUCUCCUAGGAUCCAGCGGUUGUGGUAAAACCACUUUACUGCGUUGUAUUACUGGAAGAAUCAAAAUCGACAGUGGUGAAAUAUACGUUUUAGGGGAAAAGCAACGAGAAAUACCUGGUGCAAUUCUAGGAUAUAUGCCUCAAACUAUAUCCUUGAUAGCAGAGUUCACCGUGAAGGAUACUAUAUAUUUUUUUGGUAGAAUAUACGAUGUACCGGAAAACACAAUUAAAAAACGGUACCACGAAUUGGUACAGUUACUAGAUCUUCCUACUGAUAAAAGAUAUAUCAAAAACUGUAGUGGUGGUGAACAGAGAAGGAUUUCUUUCGCUGCGAGUAUGGUACAUCAACCAAAAUUAUUGAUUUUGGACGAACCCACCGUUGGUACAGAUCCAAUACUGAGGGACAGAGUUUGGAAGUAUUUGCUAAAAAUUAGCCAGGAAGAUAAAACGACUAUCGUGAUUACCACUCACUAUAUAGAGGAAACUCGAGAGGCUAACAGGGUGGGGCUAAUGCGUGAAGGAACAAUAUUAACAGAAGAAAAUCCGAAAAAAUUGUUAACUAUGUACAACGCGAAUAGUUUAGAAGAAGUUUUUUUUAUUUUGAGCUCAAAACAAGAACAAAAUUUGAUUAGAGUAGAAAAUCAAAACACUAAUUCCGAUAACGUAAAUUUGGGAUUUGAAUCGUCAGAGAUAAGUUUAAAUGAACUCACAGAUAAUACGAGGGAUGUUUUUAUACCAUACGAGGAAAUGGAAAUAUCAAAUGAAACUAAGAAGACAAACCGUAUUUUUGCUUGGCGUAGAUUCAAAGCAUUGGUGGAUAAAAAUUAUAAAACACUGACUCGUAACUACGUGGCAAGCUUAUUUCCCAUGUUUAUAACAAUUGUACAAGUGUUAUUUUUCUUAGUGGCUGUGGGUAGAGACACGACAGAUAAUCCGUUUGGAAUUGUAAAUGCAGAACAAUCUGCCGAAUUCUGUGAAUUAUUUCCAAGAAAUGAAACCGCAGUACUAGACGACGAAUGGAAUUGUCAUAUUAAAAGUGUUAGUUGUUUAUUCGAAGAUUAUUUGAACAUACCUUCAAUUAAAAAGAUACAAUAUAAUUCUGUAGAAGAAGCAAUUGAAGAUCUAAAAGGUGGUAAAAUAAGAGGUUUCAUACACAUAAAUUCAAAUAUAUCACAACUGAUGGAAAAACGACUAUCACAUGGAAUAUCUUUAAACGAUGUACCUAAUGAAGAAUUAGAGGUAUUUAUGGAUAUGACGUCUCUUCAUAUAGGAGGAGCAAUAAAAUCAAAAAUAUACGAUCUAAGCGAAAAGUUCCACGAAGAAAUUCACAGGCAUUGUAAAUAUCUUACAAAAAUUGUUAAACUCCCUUUAAGGGUAGAAGAAACGUACUUUGGAAGUUUAGACGACGAAUUCACUAUUUUUCUAACCCCAGGCGUAGUGACUACAAUGAUCUAUUUUAUGGGUUGCAUUAUGACUUGUAUUAUAAUCGUGGAAGAAAAAUGCGAAGGGAUUUGGGACAGGUCGAUUAUUGCUGGAGUAACGUCUCUGGAAUUGAGUAUGUCUCACCUUAUAUAUCAAAUCAUUUUUAUGAUUGUUAUGACGAUAGAAUUGAUGAUACUAGUUUUUUGUGUGUUCCAUCAACCUUAUGUAGGAUCAUUAUGGUUGAUUUUCGCCCUUAUUUAUCUGCAGGGAUUGGCCGGAAUUGUUCUAGGUUUUGGAAUUUCAGUUUUAAGUACCACCCAUUUAAUGGCAAAUGUAAUAGUUUCCGGUAUUUUCAAUCCCCUGGUAAUAUCAAGUGGUGUGAUGUGGCCCAUCGAAGCCAUAAACGAAUAUUUAUUAUGGAUAGUGAGGUUCUUGCCUUUGGCUCAGCCGACAACCGCUUUAAGAUACGUCAUCAAAAGGGGAUGGUCGUUAAAGAAUUUAGAAGUAAUCGAAGCUAUCGGUAUAUUAUUACUUUGGAUAUUCAUUCUUUUAGUGAUGAGUAUAUUCACUAUGAAAAGAAGUAGAUGAAAAGGGAGAAAUAAAACGAAGUGUACGCAGUAAUCCAAAACUGAUUAUUCAAUUAAAUAGAUACAAAAAUAUAUUUAAAAACUUUUUGUAAAACUUACGAUUAUUACUUUUGAAGUAAUAGAUACAAAAUUUCAAAUA